CACAUAUUCUUAGCAUACUGAGGUUGCAAAGCUGUACAUUGAAACUGUGUCCAAUCUACCGAAAUGAGCUGCCACAAAGAACGGAACCGUAAGUAUAAAGAAGAGUUUAUGGUAAUGAACAUGUAUGAGCAAGCAUUGUUGUCUGGUGAAAGCUACUAUAUACAUGCUAGUUAUUGUUAAAAUUUCAGUGAAUCCAUAUUUAGUCUUCAUAGUAUCCUUCAUAGUCUCCUUGUAUUUUUCAAGUAUAAUCCGAAACGUACUUUCUUGAUAAAUGAUCGGCUUUUUAAAAACUCAUCUUCCAAGGAGUAGGAGUUGUCUCUAUCUAUGAUAAAGACAACUCUUUUCUGCAUGCAUGAUGAAAUAUAUUGACGAAGAGACCAUUUUCAUUUCUUAGUUUGUUGCAAUGGCCCAGGCUAUGCUACGCCGUUAGACGCAAUGCAGAAAGGCUCUCGGGAGAAGAUUGUCUACGUGGCAUGUAUUUAUAACAGUACUGGGAUUAAAAAACCCGAUUAUCUUGCUACAGUUGACGUGGACCCGGAAUCACCAGAUUACGGCAAGGUAAUAACUAAGGCAACGCACGAUUUCUAUCAGUGCACUAGCGGAGGUUAGCCGAGGUCGAUUCAGUUUUCUUCCCUCCGAAAUACACCCUUCCAGACAGUAAUCAGCUUUGCCUAUACAGGGUGUAUAACAGGCCUCAGGGGUGUAUAAAAAAAAGUAGCCAAUUUUGAAAUGGCUCUCAAUUUCACACAUCGGCUCAUUUCAUGAAAUUUGUGACUCAAAAUGCGUUGUAAACAUUUAAUGAAAUUUUGCGCGUAAGCUAUUCUUAAUGCUGCCAUGGAAAAUUUAUCUUCACGAAAAAUGUUUGUAUAUUCUACAUUAUAAGUACAUUAUAAGUACCCAAACAAGCCAUAUUUAUCAAUUUGUGAAAUUGAGAGCCGUUUCAAAAUUUGCCUACUUUCUUUUUACACACUGCCCUGUGGAGCCGGAGCCGUAGGAGUCCCCUAAUUCAUACGUGACGGCAAGUCUGCAUUCACAAGCCAAGAAGCCAAGAAUAUAAACCCUCUCAGCCAUGGUUUAAAUAAACACCUAUAUAUAUGGCUACAAAAACAGUUGCUAUAGAAUAUUUUCACGGUAACACAAUAAAUUUUUAUUGAAUUUUAAACCAUUUUAUACUCUUUUUGUAUAUAGUGCCCAUUAUUACAACUAGAGCUUCGACUUUCGUGACUAUAUUGGGUUAAGAGCUCUUUGUAUUCGGUCAUAUCUGGCGGCAUAUUUACAGAAUUAUUCAGUCAAAUUAGAUAAUAUAAAGGAAAUUUAUAUAAUUAGGCCCGAUAUCUCAAUCCUAAAAACGUGACUAAGUACACCUCGCUCGGAUUUAAAUGAUUAUUUAUAGCAGAUAUUGGCUUAAUUUCGCCCAUACACAUAAAUUGUAUGUUGGACAAGAUCGGUUCCGUGUCUUGCAAAAUUACAAAGAAUAGCAGAUCUCGGCACUUCAUAGAACAUAACGUGCUAUAAUCAUGGCUUGCUCGACACAUUUGUAUUCUGCGUUUGCAGAUCAUGAACUUAUUUUGUUUACUUUAGUCGCUGGGACUAUGGAAAUAUGCAACUUGAAAAAAUCCGUAUUGUACCACUAUAAAAGAAGAGCGCGUUUGUUUUUCGAAAAUAUUGAUUCUUGAAAAGUUUCCUGUUUGCGCUAAUAGUUAAAAUGAGUUUUGUUAUUUCUAAUUUGCAAUGAAAUUUAGAUUGGGCUCAAAUAAUGGGCUGACACUGAUCUGCGAUUACAAAGACCUUUAUGCGCCCGCUCUAACUCUAAGAAAAAUAUGCGCACUAGCUUCACAGAACAUUUCCGGCCCUCAUUAAAAACACAGCAGUGCUUUGAUCAAGCAAAGAUUUGCAUGUAGAACUUAAUUAUAAGCCUGCAUGGUUUCCAUAUGUUCCUAUAACUCUAUUUUUACGACCAUGCAUUGACAACCAUACAAAUAAUGAAUGUUUAUGAGUCCAAUGGUAAGAAUAUUUUCAUGAGGUGAAAGAUGGAAUGUUCCAUUCAACGAGGCGACAGCCGAGUUGAAUGGAAGAAGUUCCAUCUUUCACCGAAUGCAAGAAGCUAAGGCAAGGCAAGAAGCCAAGAAUAUAAACCCUCUCAUGGUUUAAAUAAACACCUAUGGCUACAAAAACAGUUGCUUAUAGAAUGUUUUCACUGUAACACAAUAAAUUUUUAUUGAAUUUUAAACCAUUUUAUAUUCUUUUUUGUAUAUAUAGUGCCCAUUAUUACAACUAGAGCUUCGUCUUUCGUGACUAUCACAGUGUUGGGUUAAGAGCUCUUUGUAUUGUCUAUCUGGCGGCAUAUUUACAGAAUUAUUCAGUCAAAUUAGAUAAUAUAAAGGAAAUUUAUAUAAUUAGGCCCGAUAUCUCAAUCCUAAAACCGUGACUAAGUACACCUCGCUAGAUUUAAGUGAUUAUUUAUAGCAGAUAUUGGCUUAAUUUCGCCCAUACACAUAAAUUGUAUGUUUGGACAAGAUCGGUUCCGUGUCUUUCAAAAUUACAAAGAAUAGCAGAUCUCGGCACUUCAUAGAACAUAACGUGCUAUAAUCAUGGCUUGCUCGACACAUUUGUAUUCUGCGUUUGAGAUCAUGAACUUAUUUUGUUUACUUUAGUCGCUGGGACUAUGGAAAUAUGCAAUUUGAAAAAAUCUGUAUUGUAUACCACUAUAAAAGAAGAGCGCGUUUGUUUUUCGAAAAUAUUGAUUCUUGAAAAGUUUCCUGUUUGCGCUAAUAGUUAAAAUGAGUUUUGUUAUUUCUAAUUUGCAAUGAAAUUUAGAUUGGGCUCAAAUAAUGGACUGACACUGAUCUGCGAUUACAAAGUAUUCGUUGCCCGCUCUGACUCUAAGAAAAAUAUGCGCACUUCACAGAACAUUUCCCUCAUUAAAAACACAGCAGUGCUUUGAUCGUAAAAUGACUGAAAUACUACAGGUUCGCGUGCGUAACAGCUAGCAAACGUCGUAUCCACUGAACAAGCAAAGAUUAGCAUGUAUAGAACUUAAUUAAGCCUGGUUUCCAUAUGUUCCUAUAACGGUUGUAAAAAUUGACUCACGAUCUUUCUCAUCAGCCGAAAUACAACAUUUUAGAACUGAAAAUACGCGGAGUGAUUAUAACUAUAGACUGAAUACUUAUGAUUUAUUUGUGGUUUACAGAUCUUAUAAACUACUAUAAACUGGCCGUUUAGAAAGAUAGUACAAAUAAUUAAUGUUUAUGAGUGCAAUGGUAAGAAUAUUUUCAUUCGGUGAAAGAUAGAAUGUUCCAUUCAACGAGGCGACAGCCGAGUUGAAUGGAACAUUCCAUCUUUCACCGAAUGAAAAUAUUCUUACCAUUGCACUCAUAAACAUUCAUUAUUUGUUUUAUAUAAUACCAAAAUAGACUAAUAGAUUCGUAUGAGAAUCAUUUUGACGGAUGCGAUUUAUCGAAAACACAAAGAGUGCAAUGCAUGGAAUAAAACGUAUAGUGCAUGCAAUUGCACUCGCAAAGAGUGCAAUGGAACGUACUCCAUUGCACUCUUGGGAAAUGGAAUUUUCUAUUCAAUAUCACGUGACCAUAAACAGCCAAUUAAACGAUCAGAAUUCAAUAAGGUAUUAUAUAAAAUACGCUGUUACAGUCUCAUUGCCUCUGCUGCCUAUUACGUAGAUAAAUACGAGAUUGUUACAGUGCAAUAAUAGUGCUAUAUGAAGCCUGGUUUUUAGGGGUUGCCUUCUAUACCUUCGAUUACGUAAUUUUGAGCAUAGACAGAUUUACAUAAUUUGUCGAUUUGUGGUUGAAGAAAAACCGAAGGGCAAACCUGUAGUCGCCUGGGCACAGGUGCCCCAGCAACAAAUUAAUCUUCUCGAUUAUUCCCCAGGUAAUCCACCGUCUUAAAGCUCUCCAUUUGGCCGAUGAGCUACAUCAUAGUGGCUGGAAUGCCUGCAGUAGGUCAGUCAUUUUUUACCUCGCUAUAGUUAUCGCCGAAUUUUACCAAACGUGAAACCUGUACCAAAGAUUUGAACGUGACGUUCGCUUUUGUGUAUAGUUGCCAUGGUGAUUCAAGCAGAGCACGUGACUCUCUGGUGAUGCCCUCACUGUUAUCCAGUCGUAUUUAUAUUUUUGACAUUGCCACAGAUCCCAAGGCGCCCAGGAUUCGCAAGGUGAGAUUAACUACGGGCUUUGUUGGCGCCGAGUCAUCAACGCUCUGCCGAUUAUAAGCAUGCUCAUGAGCAUAUUACCACAGAGAAGAGAUAUACAGAGAGGAAAACACGCGGCAAAUUAUGUCACGCCGAUAUAUUCAGUCUAUUAACUAUAGAAAAUUAUAUUAAUUCAUUAUUUUAUUAAAUUUUGAUAAUGCAGAGGAAUAAAACUAUACAUAUUAUAGAAGUAUUUAUGUGUUUUUUUUUAUGCAAGAGUUAUAUUUUGAGGCAUUUAUAUCAUUCGCUGCUUUGUUUUUAUAGAUGAGCAUCUGAAAUUCCCAGCCAGUGAUUUUCACGAUUUUAAUAAGGAGUAGAUAGGGAAAAAACAAACUUUUGCAAAAUAGGUAGGUAGGUAGGUAGGUAAAACUUUAUUUUACUACGCUAACCCCUACAGCAGAAGCUGAUUUCCAAGGGGGGCGUAGCAUUAAAUUCAAAUUUACAUUAAAAAUUUAGAAAAAUUAAACAUACAAAUACAGUUACUUACAUGCAGUUAUUACAAUUACAUACAUAAUUAAAUAGAUAAUAGUACAUACAGUACAUACAUACAUACAUAAUAGUAAAUAUUAAUAGAUUAAAUAGUCAAGGUAAAUAUGGGUUUGAAAACUCUAAUUAGUAGCCAGGUGUCAUACGUUUUUAUUGAAUAUAGCUAGUGAUUCUUUUCCUCUUAAUUCAUUUGGGAGACUAUUCCACAGUUUAGCCACUCUAUAAUAGCUAAGACUUUUUUAAAGAUAUUCAGUCUUAGGCUUGGGCAAAUGAAGUUAACACUUUUAAUAAAUGGAAAUCAAUAAAAGUGAUCGCUUACCGUUAUUCUACAAUAAUUUAUUGAACAAAAUUUCCAUGGGUAUCUCAUUUUUUAAAAAAAAGCGAUUUUCACCUUUCGAACGGCGUUUUCCCUAUCUUUUGCUAUGAAAUUUCAGCGACGGCACUGGCUGGAAGAUUUUGCGUGGCGCGUGGAACGUGUGACACAAAAAUUCAGGUUAUCGAGUGUCAGUUUCCUCUCUGUACAUCUCUCCUCUGUGAUAUUACAGGAGUUUGGUAAAUAUACGGGCGUGCUCUUCAGUCUUGAGCAUACAAAAACCGGUAUACUCAUGAACACGCUCACAUAUACACGAAAAUCAUACAGUAUGCUCAUAAGUAUGCUCAUCAGGGGCGUAGGAAGCACCUGGAGUUUGGGGGGGCACCGGCUUGUAGGGGCACAUUACUAUCGGAAAGGGCACCUAAAAAAUUUUGGGGGGGGGGGGAGAAAUUUCUCCUGAGGAAAAUUUUCCGUCGUAUCAUACCGAAAUUUAUGUUUGUUACCUAAUUUUAAAAAAAAAAUUGUAAAUUUCCACACAAAAACGGCACCUAUUGUUUUAAUUUAGUAUUUACAGCGACAUUAGCUUCUACAAAAGGGGCACUUUUCCUCACAAAAAGGGGCACUUUUCAACACAAAAAGGGCACUUUUUAUCACAAAAAAGGGCACUUUUAGUCCUUUAAAAAAAUUUGGGGGGGGGCACGUGCCCCCCGUGCCGCCCCCCCCCCCGCUUCCUACGCCCCUGAUGCUCAUGAGCAUAUUACAGAAUUUUGGUACAUAUAUAGGCGUGUUCAUGAGCAUACCAAAAUCAGGCGGCCGUGUUGGUUUAAUUACCAAGUCGUGAUAAUAAAUACACAAUGGUUAAUUAAAUGAAAACAUAGCCAUUGGUUGCUCCACGGAAAAUACAAUACACACGUACGUGAUGAUGAACCAACCAUUUCGCGCAUAAACCAAGACAAAAACAUAGAUAAUGAGGUCUAUUCAUGUCUGCAUCGAGUUUUCUGACCUUCUUAUUCUAUUGACUAUAGGCUGGGUUAGUAUAAACACAGUUAAGAAAAGUAAAGUAAUAUCACAAUAGACCAAUCCCCAAUUAACCAAAAUUUUGAUCUCAACAAGUCUAGACAAAAUUCUAUCACAGCAUGAAAGAACAUCACAAAAUUAGUAAUAUUCCAAAGUUUCGUUGCAAAAUGUUGUAAAAUGCGGAUAAUAUAGCCUUGCGAAAUUUGCAAUUUUCAGUCAUUUUGUAUUACGAGCGGGAAACGGUUACCACUUUUCCAAAAUCCUGAUAUUAACUAGCCUAAACAAAAAUUUCAUCACAGCUUGAAAGAGCAUCACAAAAUUAGUAAUAUUCCAAAGUUUCGUUGCAAAAUGUUGUAAAAUGCGAAUGUAGCCUUGCGAAAAUUGCAGUUUUCAGUCGUUUUGUAUUACGGGCGGGAAACGGUUACCACUUUUCCAAAAUUUUGAUCUCAACUAGUCUAAACAAAAAUUUCAUCACAGCUUGAAAGAGCAUCACAAAAUUAGUAAUAUUCCAAAGUUUCGUUGCGAAAUGUUAUAAAAUGCAGAUAAUAUAGCCUUGCGAAGUUUGGAAUUUUCAGUCAUUUUGUAUUGCUCACGGAAGUGGUAACCAUUUCCCGUUUGUAAUACAAAAUGACUGAAAAUUGCAAAUUUCGCAAGGCUAUAUAGAGAAUAAUACAUGGGUGCGCGGAAAUACCAGCUUUAUUUCGAGUGUUGAACAUGAUAUCUCACGAGUGAGCGCAGCGAACGAGUGAGAUAUCAUGUUCAACACGAGAAAUAAAUCUGGUAUUUCCAAGCACCCAUGUAUUUUUCUGUUUAUUAUAUAAACAAAAUUCAGUGAAAAACAAUAAAUCGUCCGUGGCAAUGCGUUUUACAACAAAUGAUAUUUUCACACGUAAAAAUAUCGUAUUUUUACGUGUAUUUAAAUACGAUUUUUCUCAGUGGCCAAAAAGUCUAUAUAACACUUAAUUAUGUUUAUAUAAUAAAUAAUAUUAUCUGCAUUUUACAACAUUUUGCAACGAAACUUCGGAAUAGUACUAAUUUUGUGAUGCUCUUUCAAGCUGUGAUGAAAAUUUUGUCUAGACUUGUUGAGUUCAAAAUUUUGAUUAAUAUGGGAUUGGUCCAUUGGAGUGUAAAAGGUAAAACAGUUUUGGUGAGCGCGUGAUACUGUAUAUACUUGAUCAUAUCCAUUAUGUAAUUUUGCGCUAUGGUAAUCUUAAUUAAUCUUAACUGUAGCUGAUCUACAAAUUUCCUGACGUGCCCGUUCGAAAGCCCGUAUUCUAAAAGCUCACUCACACUCACACUCACACUCAAUGAGUGGAGGUUCAAUCUGAGCUUUUCUUGAGUGUCAAUGCUGUUUUUGAAUAGCUGGAGGGUGAGUAGUCACAUAGUAAGGUACGACACUAACCUUCCAGCUAUUCAAACACGGCAAUGACACUCGAGAGAAGCUCACUCUCAGAUUGAACUUCCACUCAUUGAGUGUGAGUGAGCUUUUAGAAUACGGGCGUAAGUUUUCAGUUGAAAUUUCAAAAACCAAAAUAUUUUAAACCUGCAUGCUACUUCUCUAUGUAGGUCAUUGAGCCAGAAGAAGUGUUUGAAAAAACAGGCUUGGCUUACCUGCACACCUCACAUUGCCUGGCUAACGGUGAUAUCAUGAUCAGCGCCAUGGGAGACCCUCAAGGACGAGCUAAAGGUGAGGAAAACGAUGAUUAGUGGUUCAGACAACAAGUAUACUACUUAUUUAAUGGAUGAUUCGAGCUGCAUGUAGACGAAAUUUUUAUCUAGACAGGAAGAACGAAAGCCAUUACCAUGGCUGGAAAGAGCAUCUUAAAAUGAGUAAAGUUGCAAAUUUUGGUUGGGAAAUGUUGUAAAAUGAGGAAAAUAUAGCCCUGUGAAGUUCCCAAAUUUUCUAUAUAUUUGCAUUACGCGCGAGAAAAAUGACCAUUUUUCAGCCGAAAGUGGUUAUUUUUACCGCGCGUAAUACAAAUAUAUACAAAAUUUGCAAACUUCACAGGGCUAUAUUUUCUUCACUUUACAACAUUUCGCAACCAAACUUAGCAGUUUUACUCAUUCUAAGACGCUCUUUCUAGCUGUGGUGUUGGAUUUCAUUCUUCUUGCCUUGAUCAAAAUUUAGUCUAUAGCGGAAAACACCCAUUAAGAGGCAAUUUUUUCAAAACCGAAAAUCGUUUUUGCAUUCCUCUCAAAAUUGCUUUGUUUUAGCUUUAUUCUCUAGUUUAUUUUUUAACAACCUUUUUAAAUGCAUUUGCCGGUUGAAAAACAUAAAAUAAUAGGAAAAAUUUUAAUUAUAAAAUACAAUUAUCAACAUUUACAGCAAUAUAAGCAAAGCUUAUUGAUCGAACUUCACAUAUCAUUUUCUCUUUGGCGUACCAUCUAAAAUCUCUUCAUUUUUUCACAGAUAAAGCACUGGACAUACUUUUUAAGUUUGUUUGCCGGUUGAGAAACAUAUCAAAAAUUUAAAAGAUUGAAUAUAGUCAUAACCAAGUGGGAAAAUAUAUUCCGUUAGUUUUGAGCGCGUGUUACGUAACAUACAAAAGAAUGAUUUCUGAUCGCCCAACAUCCAAUUGUGAAAUCGUCAUAACAACUCGAUAGCUAGCUUCAAUGGAAUGACGGCAUAACGUUGAUAUGAAAAAUAAUAUUAAACGCCAAUGACGACUGCCAACGGAGUGAGGAAUUGUGUCACAAAACAAAUGGCUACUUUGAUGUUGAUACAAACUGCGGUUUUAUAAUUCUUCACAUCAUGCUCAAUCUCAUUAAUUAAUAAUUGUUGUAAAUUUCACGCAGUUCACGACAGUAUGUCACUGAUCACUUACUCAAUUUUCCAACCCCAGGUGGCUUUAUUCUGGUGGAUGGUAAAGACUACACAGUAAAAGGAAGAUGGGAAAAACAAACCACGAAGUUUGGUUACGACUUUUGGUAUCAGCCUCGACACAAUGUCAUGAUCAGUUCCGAGUGGGGAGAACCUAAUACCUUCAUCACGGGCUAUAGUCCACAGGAUGUCGCUGAUGGUAUGUCCACCCAGUUAACUUUCUUGGAAAUCCUGAAGCACCCCAACCUCAAAUAUCAAUUAAAAAAUAAAUACCCAUCCCUGGCCAAAAACUGUACAAAAGAAUACCAAUAAGUUGUCACACAUGUCCUUUACCGCUUCUGUGACGUCGACACGAGUUUGAUAACUGCUUGAGCAAUUUUCGGCAGUCUAAAGUUUCAUGUUGUCUGCACAUGUACUUUCUUUGGAGACACCAUCUGUCUCCUGAAAAAUCGGAAAUAUUUGAGCGAGUCAUGCUUUGAAAAUGACAAUAAUUUUUUAUUACCCAACAGUUUUCAUUUACCCAACAUUUUACUCACUCAAACUUUUUUUUACCCAACCCUUUUCCCUUUGGAGCCACCCUAGGGACACGCGCAUUAUGCCGGAAUUUCUUCUAGAGUCAGGUAGGGGAUUUUUCUGAAAACGGGAAUAAUAGGCAAAAGAGGGAAUAGGGAAACGUUUCGGUAUGACGUCAUCCUGCAGCGUAAAAUCCGUAAUUAGCAUAUGCGUCAUCCGCCCACGGGCCAGCGACGCGGCGUGCACGUGUGUUCCGUUUCUGAAUACGUCGUGUACGUAGAACAUUUGGACUAAUAGCGUUAAGGAGUUUUCCAGUCCUCGCACGAAGCUCCUCGCAGCUCGCUGCGAAUGUUUGCAUCUAAUCAAAAUUAACUGUUUAGCAUUGUGAUUGGAGUGCUCAUGCAUGCACUCGCAGUGAGCUGCAAAGAGCUUCGUGCGAGGACUGGAAAUCCGCCUUAAUGCAUUAUUUGUUUCUUUAACCAUUAUGCAAAUAUUUAAAAUAAAAUUGAAAAGCUUGACGAAAUUUCCAGCUCCACAUUCAUUAUGUAAAUAAAGUUCUUAUUUGCUCCUGGCCUUGAUUCGACUUCUUGUGGAAUAAUUUUGGAAUAGGGGAAAAUUUUAAGAAUAAAGUUAAGGGAAUUAAGGAAUAGAAUAACGGGCAAAUUUUCGAGCAUAGUGUGCGCGUCCCUAUACCACCCCACGUCCAUAAAUAAUGACCGGUCCCUAAGUGUAUUUUUCAUUUCAGGUAAAUACGGGCAAAGCAUCCAUGUUUGGGACUGGACAACGCACGAACUGAAGCAGAGCAUAGACUUAGGCGAUGACGGAAAGAUUCCACUGGAGUUGAGAUUUUUACACAAUCCUGACGCCGACUUGGGUUAUGUUGGCUGUGCGUUGUCAAGUACCGUCUUUGCCUAUUAUCCUGGGAAGGUAGAGAGAUUUUAAAAGAAAUCAGUGGUUUUCUAAGGCCAAGUCAUUCUUAUUGUUACACUGUGUGCAAGGGCGGCGCUAGGCCUCCUUCAAUGGGGUGGGGGAGGGGAGGGGGGCAAGGUAUAGUUUUGCCGAGUCGACAUUAGCUUGCAUGGUAUGUAUUAGCCCAUGUGCAUGGAUGCGCGCAUUUACUAAACUUUGGUUAGCAUUACAUACACACGGAUUACGCGAAGGUCACCACUUUCACAAUAAAGCUGUCAGAUCUCUCAACUAUGGAGCGUUUGCACUCAUUCCCCAAGGACCAACUCAACAAAAGCCAUGGCGGCCAUGUUGGUGUUCCAGACGAAAGAGUCCAAUUAAAAUUCUUUUGAAUUAAAACACCAACAUGGCGGCUGUGACGUCAUGUGCAAACGCUCUAUACUUGACUGUUUUAAACUAACAGAGUUCCGUAGGGGGUUCGGGGGCAUGCACCCCCUGAAAAAUUUUGAAAUCAAUGGGUCUCUAAAAUGGCAUUUCUUCCGUUCAGUAUGGGGAAGAUUUCAAAUGACUACCUCAACGAUUGAAACAGAUCCUAACCACCCAAAACCAACUCGUCUGCAUUUAUUAUAUAGGCUGUUGCCGUUUGGCUUUUAAAUUACCCGCUACGACUCGAUGGAACACAUUUUCAAGAUAUCUAUUCACCUGACUUUUUGAAGCAUUAAGUUUUAUAUUUAAAUUCACGUUUGGUUUUAAUUCAAUUCAAUAAUUCGGUCCAUAUCCAUGUAAAUAACUCAAUUUUUGCCGAAUGGAUGCACCAAUUUGCAGACUCGUUCAUGUGUGUGUGUGUGUGGGGGGGGUCUACUCUCCUCCCCCCCCCCCACACACCAACUACCUGAACACUGUAAGCAGAAUGUCGACGUUUCUAUCUACCUUCCCGACGAAGAGCCUUCGCUCGAAACGACAAAGUUCUGCCAAUAUUUUUCAGGUAGUUGCAGGGACGGCGCUAGAGGGGGUGUACGGGGGGGGGGGGGAAGAACACCCCCACACACACACUCAUGAACGAGUCGGUAUCUCUCUCACACCGCAACGACUGCGAGGGCAUUUGCUGCAUGAUAAUGAAACCCGGCUGUUGUUUUAGAAUGGUGAAUGGGUAGCUGAAAAAGUCAUUUCUGUUCCCAAGAAAACGGUCGAAGGAUGGUCUGAACCAGAAAUGUCAGGUAUAUAAAACAUCAUGCCAAAUUAUAGCGCUCUUCAACCUCGCGUCCCCAGAGCAUUUUGCCUCCACGGCGACCUUCAGCCGUGAUCACAGUAGGAAUUUCUGUGAUCACAGUAGGAAUUUUGCAUGGGUAAAUUCUAAGUUUUGAAGAUUUGUAAGAAAUGUUGGAGGAAACUGACUCAGUGUUAAACACCGAGUCACUUCCUUCAAACAUUUCUUACAAAUCCUUCAAAUCUUAGAAUUUGCCAAAGUAUGCAAAAUUCCUGAUAGUGUAAACCAGCCUUUGUUUUUUGUAUGAAGACAAAUGUUCUCUUUCUAGGUAUCAUAUCAGAUAUCUUGAUCUCCCUGGAUGACAGAUUUUUAUACUUCAGCACAUGGCUGCAUGGUGAUAUUCGACAGUAUGAUAUUACUGACAGACUUCAUCCGAAACUCGUUGGACAGGUGAGAUGUCAUGAAGGCGAAAUGCAGGGGUGGAUCUAGCCUCAUCUGCAAGGAGUGGUGCAGGUUUUCCAUGGGGUGAUGCAUGCAGAGUGAGCCUUAGGCCAGGAUCAAACGUCGAACUUUUCAUGUGCCGAACCUAAUGUUAAUGAGCUAAGUUCUUUGUUUCACUUCAUUUGUCCUCUGCAGUCUACAGCGCUACGAUCCUAACAUUACCAUCAUUUGAGAUGGCCGAAUCUGCAUGUUCGCCGUUCCGUUCCGUAUCUUGUUUAUGAAGUUUAUAUCCGCCUUUUAUCACGCAUGUGUGACUGGACAGUUGCUGUAGCACAGUAUAGUAAAUUUGCUUGUUAAAGUAGAGUAUGUUUGAAAAUAUGGCAUGCAUAAUAUUUAACUAUAAUUUUGUUUUUCUCAACCGCCAGAGAUACAUUUAAGAAGGUUGCUAACUGUGUAAACUACAAAAUAAAGCUAAAACAAAGUAAUUUCGCGAGAAACGCCAAAAAAUUUUCAUAAAAAGUGGCCUCUUAAAGACAACCUCUCUAUAACCCACCAUAUUUCAAAUCAAUAUGGGAACUGCCAUUUCUAGAUCUUUCUUGGAGGAAGUAUAAUCAAAGGUGGGCCAGUUAAAGUGACAAACGAUGUUGAACUAAAGGAACAACCUGAAGCUGCUUAUGUUAAAGGGAAGAAGAUUCAAGGUGGGCCUCAGAUGAUCCAGUUGAGUUUGGAUGGAAAACGACUGUAUUUCACCACAUCUCUAUUCAGCGUUUGGGAUAAACAGUAUUACCCCGAAAUGACAAAGUAAGAAUAAAUAUAUUUUUAUAAUUGAAAAACUUAACAGCUUAGAUUACGUUUGGUUGUUAUGAAAUGAAAUUACUAGAGAAUCCAUGCAGGUGUUUGAUGAACAAUACAAAUGCACUACUUCCUUCAAAAACUGAUUAAUAAUUCAUGAGGAAAACACAAAGAACGGAAAAUCAUAAGCGUGUCGUAUCUUUAUAUAUGAUAGAGAUUUCCCUCCUUGAUUUACAUAAAUUUUAACUUUGAUUUUCUCGACUUACACAACGUAUUUUUUGAAAAUUACUUCGGCAAUGAACUUAUACUAGAUCGAUCGCUUUUGCAGCAAUUAGUAAAACAUUCGCAGUACGUGUUUUAUCAGACCUAAAGAUACUUGGCUUCGCCUCGUAUCUUUAUAUUUGAUAAAACACUGUUACUCAUGUUUUAAAUAUAGUAUAUAGCCACUUUGUACUCGUACUAUAUACUGCAAAAUAAGUCACUCAAAGUUUAGACAAUAAACAUUUUCGUUUCAUAUGUUAAAGGUAGGACUAGAAACAGGGCCCGAUACUCAGGCUAGCAAAGCUUGACGGGCCAUUUCCACUCAAGAAAAGUUCCACGGACAGAAAUUUUUCCGAAAAUAUCUUUGUUAAAAGUUGAAAAUUUUCAACUUCAAAAUUUUUUUUCCGACGGAAAAUUUGUGUUGGCCAAUGGCAAUGACAUUUUACAAAUUUUUCUUUCCGCGGAAGUGGGCCAUAAGAUACGUGUGGCACUGAAUUUUUUUUUUAAAUCCUUACUAUGGAAAUAGUAUUGAAGUUAGUUGAAAAUAGUAUGGAAAUACAAUUUUCCGGCAUACUGAUUUGCAAUUUGCAUAUCAUGGAUAUAGUGUGGAAAUAGUAUGGAUAGACUAUGGAUAUACUAUGGAUAGACUAUGGAUAUACUAUGGAUAUAGUAUGGAUAUACUAUGGAUAUAGUAUGGAUAUAGUAUGGAUAUACUAUGGAUAUAGUAUGGAUAUACUAUGGAUAUAGUAUGGAUAUAGUAUGGAUAUAGUGUGGAAAUAGUAUGGAUAUACUAUGGAUUUAGUGAUGCAAUCGCAAAUUCCGGUGUAUGUUUAUAAAAAUUCCAUCAUUUUCCUCUAGCAAAGGUUCCAUGAUGUUAAAGGUCGAUGUGGACACAGAGAAGGGAGGCUUAACAUUGGAUAAAGAUUUUUGUGUUGAUUUUGGCGACGAACCGGACGGUCCAGCUCUUGCACACGAGCUCAGAUACCUCGGUGGUGAUUGUUCUUCAGACAUAUGGAUCUAACAAUGCUUUUGUUUUAUAUUACGAUUAAAUGUUCUGACUACGUAUAAUGGAAACUGUAUGUAGAGUCAAUAUCUUGAAUUAUUAGUGUGUGAACCAUAGAUGUCUUAUAUACACUAGAUAGUGCAUCUAAUUAUUCUGCGGCAAUUCAAAAAUUGAAGCCGUGAUUGCAGACUCAGGAUAUUCCCAUGAAAUGAGAAGACUCGUAUGUUUUCUAUUUCUUAAACAGGGAAC
This is a messenger RNA of Paramuricea clavata, 14216 nucleotides long. The record is from the annotation of a GenBank genome assembly. Lineage: Eukaryota; Metazoa; Cnidaria; Anthozoa; Malacalcyonacea; Plexauridae.